ACCACCGCCAUAGUGGGGAAAGGACUGUGGUGAAAAUGUCGUCCCACAAGACCUUUGGGAUCAAGCGCUUUCUGGCUAAGAAGCAGAAACAAAACCGGCCCAUUCCUCAGUGGAUCAGAAUGAAGACUGGGAACAAGAUCAGGUACAACUCCAAGAGGAGGUACUGGAGGAGGACUAAGCUUGGCCUGUAAACGCGACCUGGUCCAUGGAUCCAGCAUCCAUCCAUUCCAUCCCACCUGCUGGGCUUCACCUUUUAUCGUGGAGGGGGACUCG
Molecule: messenger RNA, 273 nt
Organism: Entelurus aequoreus (snake pipefish)
Lineage: Eukaryota; Metazoa; Chordata; Actinopteri; Syngnathiformes; Syngnathidae
Product: large ribosomal subunit protein eL39-like
Exons: 1
Coding region: 36-191 (51 amino acids)
Biological process (GO): translation
Cellular component (GO): ribosome; cytosolic large ribosomal subunit
Molecular function (GO): structural constituent of ribosome
Source: RefSeq, a predicted model, not a curated record